Messenger RNA from Galleria mellonella (greater wax moth), 2649 nucleotides. RefSeq names its product mitochondrial uncoupling protein 4 (gene Ucp4A). Lineage: Eukaryota; Metazoa; Arthropoda; Insecta; Lepidoptera; Pyralidae. The record is from RefSeq and is a predicted model, not a curated record. The transcript is spliced from 7 exons. The coding region runs from base 353 to 1303 and encodes 316 amino acids. Gene Ontology annotation, biological process: response to cold.
UGGUAGCGAUGUGAGUCGGACGCUACCCGGUCGCCUCUUUCAAUGCGCUCUUUCGCGCCGCGGGCGAUUGCUCCACCGCGAAUUUGGGCCAAGCACAAAUACUUCUGUCCCUUUUCAAUUCGUUUCAUAAUCAAUAUCGCCGUCUCACUCCUAUGUUUUCACUCGUCUCGUGAUUAUAUACAAGCAUUUAUGUAAUAUGUUCACUGUUUACAAUGUGACCCGAAUCAGGUGAUGAGAGAAUAUACAUUACGAACUGAAAUAUUAAAACAGCAACUCUGUCAAUGGUGAUACUGUAUUGAUAUAUAUAUUAUGAAGACAACGGAGUUGGAAGCGAGGUGACCCAGAAAUAAAUAUGCCGCUACUUCGUAACGAAGAAGUCCCCACGGUAAAAGUCACUGACUCCGUCGUGACACGGUACGCGGUCGCCGUUGUUGGAUCGUGGGCCGCGGAGACAGCUACUUACCCGUUCGACUUGACAAAGACGAGGCUUCAAAUACAAUCUGAAGUGGCCGCUGCUAAACAUGGAUAUAAGUUGGAGAAUCUUGGAAUGAUAAAAACAGCUGUCAGCAUUGCAAAGAACGAGGGCGUGCUCAAACUGUGGACCGGACUGAUGCCGAUGUUCCAGCGCCACGCGAUAUACUCUGGCUCCAGGAUUAUUUUCUACGAACAGUUCCGAAAUUGGUUCAAAGAUGAAAACGGGAAGGUGUCGUUGGGCGUGGCGUCUUUGGGGGGGCUGGCUGCUGGGUCUUUGGCGCAGCUGAUCGCAUCACCCACGGACUUGGUGAAGGUACAGAUGCAAGCUGAGGGUCGGAGGGUUCUACAGGGCAAACCACCAAGAUUCGCCAACUGCAGACAGGCGUAUGCGAUGCUAUAUGCUGAAUCCGGGAUCUUGGGCUUUUGGAGAGGAGCGGUGCCAAAUGUACAACGAGCGGCCUUAGUGAAUAUGGGAGACUUGGCAACCUACGACUACACUAAACAAUUCCUGAUGAGGGAGUUUGGAAUGGCCGACAACGCGUUGGUGCACGGCGCCGCUGCGUUUUCAGCUGGCUUCGUCGCUGCUGUCCUGGGAACCCCGGCGGAUGUACUUAAAACGAGACUUAUGAAUCAACCUGUCGGUCCUGAUGGAAGAGGGCAGUUGUAUCGCGGAAUGAUCGACUGUCUCCAACAAUCUGUGAAGAACGAAGGCGUAUUAUCACUUUAUAAGGGAUUCUUACCAUUAUGGAUGCGUUUAGGUCCUUGGGCGCUUAUCAACUGGAUAGCAUUCGAGAACAUAAUGUUGUCUAUAGGGGGACAGACAUUUUAAGCCAAAUUUUGUAAUUAACAUUUAAAAAUAAUUACAUGAGUCAACAUAUAACCGACACAUAAAAUUUGAAAGGCGUUUAAUAUGUCUGUUCCAAAUGAAUACUUAAUGUACAAUAAAACAGGGACUUUUCUCAGAAUAAGAUCUUAUCUGAGCAAAUUGUAUAAAUUUUUGGGGCUUUACCUACAAGGUUGACGAUUAUAGGUAUAAAGCUAACACAACAUUGAACAGUGUAAUUAUCACUAAGGCAGUUUAAUAUUUAAUUUAUAAAUUUUUAGAACAUUAUAAAAAUAUAAUAAAAAAAAUUGCCCAAACUAAACAAAGAAAAAUAUAUAAAAAUAUAUUCGUCUCAAAGUUCAUAAAUGAAUAGUCAAAUUGUGCACAAUGUUUUUUAUAGUUUAAUGGUUAUUUUUUUAAUUGAACAAUAAUGAAAAUAUAUCUUAUAUACGUCGAUAAUGAACCUAUUGUUGUAAGCGAAUAAUUUAUUAAAAUAGGUAAAUAUUUAUUUAUUUAUUUGAGUCAUAGAUACACUUUAUAUGAAGUAGUCAUUCAAUUAUUUUAUGUUUUUAAUCGACCAGUGGUGCUAUUUGUUUAUGCCAUUUCGUUAUAAGUAAAAGCUUUAGCAACGAAUUAACUUAUAAAGUACUGCUGUAAAAAUCUAUAUUUAGUAAUCAUUUAAUAUAAAUAAAUUAUUAGAAGCCACAAAUUACUAAAAUCAAAUAUUUUAUUGGUUAACUACAAGUAUAUUUUUGGUACUGAAUAUGCUUUGGGGAUAAUUUAUUUAAUGAACAAAAUUCUAAAAUGAAGUCGUCAUUGCAGUACCUGUAUUCCAAGUGAUUUAAAGUUUUUAUAAUUAUUAUAUAUUAUAAAUUUGGAACCGCUAGUUAAUGGUAAGUAUAAAUGUAUUAUCUAUGAUAUAUAGGUACCCUCUCCGUUCUUUUAUAUGCAUAUAUUUUUGUAAUUAUUUUUGACAUAUUCCUGCAAUUGUUACCGAUAGAUUGGUAUUUAAAAUAAAAAUUAGUUUUAAACAUAAGCAAAUUAGCGGAACGCCCCCUUAGCUACACAAUUAUACCAGUUUGUAUUAAUAUGUACUCUUUAAAAAGGUAGUAGUCAUUACAAAAGACAAACAAAAGAACUGUGAUUCGUUCCUCGUAAUUUAUAUAAUAUAGAUUUUAAUUAACUUUUUUGUACAGUUGUUGUUAGAAAUAUUAGAUACAUAGUAUCAAAUAUAUCUCGUUGCUGUGUAUUUUUAGAUUUAUAACACCGUGUUGAUAGCUGUAUAGAUUUAAAAUCAUGUGCGAAAUGUGAUGUUGUUGACAAUAUACUUAAUAAAUUAUUUAUUUGUUGAA